AUGGAUUGGCUAAUAAUUGCAAUUUUGAUGGCAACGCUUUAUGCGUGCUUCAUAUCCUUGUACUGUUUGUAUUAUUUCUUGAAAUACUUACUAGAACGCGGGACAUAUAAUCAAUUUAUUGAUAUGGCCAGAAAUGAAAGCACACACAAUUUGGAUACUGUAUGCUAUCCUUUGAAUACAAUAAGUUAUCCACCGUCUUCUCCACCUGUUUAUGAAUGCACAGGAGAUCAUGUGAAUACACGUUCAUCAAGAGUAAACGUAGGAUUCAAUCGAAAUGAUACUAAUCCACCACAGUACACGGAUUUUCGGGCAGCAGUUUACGCUGAACCACCACCUUAUUCCGAAAAAUAUUGA
Messenger RNA from Thelazia callipaeda (thelaziosis nematode), 354 nucleotides. Lineage: Eukaryota; Metazoa; Nematoda; Chromadorea; Rhabditida; Thelaziidae. The record is from the annotation of a GenBank genome assembly.